Nerophis lumbriciformis (worm pipefish) is the source of this 1710-nucleotide messenger RNA. The record is from RefSeq and is a predicted model, not a curated record. NCBI's taxonomy places the organism in Eukaryota, Metazoa, Chordata, Actinopteri, Syngnathiformes, Syngnathidae.
AUGCACGAGUCUGGGUCAGAACCAACUAGCCACGCCAUUCCAGCUGUUAGAACACAGAACGGAAAAAAUGCUGAAAAUGACAGUCGACUGAGGAGCGGCCAUACUCCACCCCCAGAGUCACCAAGGAUUCCGGCGUCGUCAUCCAUGAUGACCCCACCAGCCGAGGCGCCGCAGCAGCUGCAGCAGGUAGCGCAGCAGCAGGUCCUCAGCCCUCAGCAGAUCCAAGCCUUGUUCCAGCAGCAGAAGGCCCUCAUGCUGCACCAGCAACAAAUUCAAGAAGUCUUCAAAAAUCAGCAAGAGCAGCUUAAUAUGCAGCUGCUCCAACAGAAGAAUGCGGGGAUAGUUAGCCAGGAGCUUACAGCGCAGCAGAUUGCCAUCCAACAGCAGCUUCUUCAAGUGCAGCAGCAGCAUCUACUCAACCUGCAGAGGCAAGGCCUGCUCUCUGUGCUCCCAACUAGCGCUGCCGGCUCCGAAAAUGGCAGCGGCACGUCAGCCGUGGGUGGGGACUCCAGAGAGUCAACCAAUCAUCAAUCUGCGACCAACGGCCAUCCCGCACUAUUGAAGAGGAAGGAAAGUUCGCUGGAUGAAAACUCAUCAAGUAGUCACCCUCUCUACGGGAACGGCAUGUGCAAAUGGCCCGGCUGUGAGACUGUCUUUGGAGACUUUCAGGCAUUUCUCAAACAUUUGAACAGCGAGCACACACUUGACGACAAGAGCACCGCCCAGUGUCGCGUGCAGAUGCAAGUGGUUCAGCAGCUGGAACUACAGUUAAAGAAAGACAAGGAGCGACUUCAAGCAAUGAUGGCUCAUCUGAAGUCAUCUGAACCCAAAGCUGCAGCUCAGCCCGCGAACCUUGUGCCUAACAUCUCCUUCUCCCAGGCAACGCCACCCAAAGGUCCUCAUUUAAGUUUGUCCCAGAGCGCCACGACGCCAUCUACACCCUUGACGCCGCUGUCCGAAUCCCCCUCGGUCCUCACUCCCAACGGCGGCUUCAGCGGAACCCCUGUUCGCAGGCGGUACAGCCGCUCAGUCAGUCAAGAUAUUGUUGACAACAAGGAGUUCUACCUGAGCACGGAAAUUAGGCCUCCAUUUACAUAUGCAUCUCUCAUACGACAGGCAAUAUACGAAUCACCGCGCAAUCAGCUGACUUUAAACGAAAUCUACAACUGGUUCACAAGAAACUUUGCCUAUUUCCGACGCAAUGCAGCCACAUGGAAGAAUGCUGUGAGACACAACCUGAGCCUCCAUAAGUGCUUUGUUCGCCUGGAGAAUGUGAAGGGUGCCGUGUGGACGGUGGACGAGAUCGAGUUCCACAGAAGAAGGCCCCAGAAGGCCACCGGUAAUGGAUCUGUUUUGAAAAACAGAAGUUUAGCCGGGUCUGCUUCCCAGCUUGGAAAUCUAGACUCAAAUUCCUUCUACAACCCAGGUGCGAUGGGCAACAUCCCAUUGCAUUCCCUGCCCCAUAUUCUUCAAGAGCAGAUGAAUGGAGCCCUCGCCAAUGGGUCCGGGUACCAAAGCGACAGCAGUGCGACGCAAUCGCCUCCGCAAGCUUUCAUCAAAGAGGAGCAGGAGGACGAGGAAAUCAGUGAAAAUUACCCUUACGAAUCUCCCGAGAGCACAGACGAGCACGGGCACAGCCCCGAGACGAACCGUGACGAAGAACACGGCAGCCCCGAACGACUGCGUUUGGACCGCGUGCCCUCGCUCUGA